AUGGUUGUUGGUAAAUGUGUGGCUGCAUAUCCAAUUCAAGAAGAUGCCUUGGAGACUGGUGAACUUGACUAUGCCAAUGGAGCUGCGCUUGUUCCUUACUCCAUAGCAGGAAACUCCCUAGGACUUCCUGCUGUCACCAUUCCGGUUGGGUAUGAUAAACUGGGUUUUCCUAUUGGUCUUCAGUUUAUGGGAAGGCCUUGGUCUGAAGCAACAUUGAUCAACUUUGUAUAUGCAAUGCAGGCUAUCUUUAGGCCAGAGUACAGAAAGCCAAAGAUUUAUUAUAAUCUAAUAAGAAGAUAA
Lotus japonicus is the source of this 300-nucleotide messenger RNA. Its product is annotated as fatty acid amide hydrolase-like. The coding region runs from base 1 to 300 and encodes 99 amino acids. Gene Ontology annotation, molecular function: catalytic activity. Lineage: Eukaryota; Viridiplantae; Streptophyta; Magnoliopsida; Fabales; Fabaceae. The record is from RefSeq and is a predicted model, not a curated record. The transcript has 5 exons.